AUGGAAAAUGCUACUCAGGACAUAAGACAACAGGUAGCCGUGGUCGGUGCAGCGACUUGCGAAUUACUCAGGUAUGCGAGUGAUGAGACAGUAAUUCGAGAGAUCUUCACCUCAUUAGAUUUCUUUAAAAAAGAAAAGAUUCUGUUUAUAUUGAAUGACCGUGAUGACCCUAGAGUUGUUGGUGGUUUUCACUGGUCACUGCUCGUCCUUGAAAGAAAAUCAGCCCAUUUUCGUUAUUAUGACAGCACAAGACCUGCAAAAACGACAGUUGCAAAGCAGAUGCUCAAAAUCGUGUCGCCUUUUCUCGACAAACAAGACAUCAAAUUCACUGUUGAAGAGUGUCCCCAACAACGCAAUAGUUUUGAUUGCGGGAUGUAUGUGAUAGAAUUCGUCCGCCACGUUUUGAAGCCGCCCACUAGUGAAACACCUCCUACAGUAGUUGAUUCGGACUACAUCGAUAUGGAAAGACGUUAUUGGCUUGACAUCAUCAGAUCUCUGUCAUCGGGCUCAAAAUAUCAAAGCUUAAUUUUUUGA
Strongylus vulgaris is the source of this 534-nucleotide messenger RNA. The record is from the annotation of a GenBank genome assembly. Lineage: Eukaryota; Metazoa; Nematoda; Chromadorea; Rhabditida; Strongylidae.